AUGAGCUUGACAUGGAUUGUGCUGCUGUUCUUCGGGAGAUGUCUGGGUAAAGGCUGCUGGGAUGCAGAGACAUUAGCCGCGCCAAAGCCACACCAGAACCACAGCGAGUGGCUGGCAGAGCUGAAAUCCUGGCGCGAAGAACAUUCAAAGAGAUAUCAGGCGGAAGCCUACAAAGAUCCAACCUUAACGUGGACUCGAACGUCUUAUGUCCAACCACAGAUCCACUUGUACGAUCGGUUUCUCUUCGAUGGGUCCUGGACGACGGAACGGUACUUGGAUGAUUUGGAGCAUCGUUACGGUGGCAUCGACUCGGUGCUUAUUUGGCCGACCUACACGAACAUCGGGAUCGAUGAUCGGAACCAGUUCGACUAUUUUCGAGCGGUUCCCGGUGGACUGAAGGCCUUAACAAACCUGACACUGUCCUUCCACAAGCGGAAGGUGAAGGUUCUCUGGGCCUACAACCCCUGGGAUCAAGCGACGCGGGACGAGGGCCGGCACUGGGAUGUCCUGGCCACUCUCCUAAAAGCCACCGGAGGCGAUGGCUUCAACGGGGACACCAUGACGACGAUCCCUUUGGAGUUUUGGGAAGCCGGUACACAUCGUAACUUCACCUUCGCGGUAGAGCCUGAAGGGGGCGGCGUCCCCUGCGACGACGAUUUUUCCAGCGCAGGAUGGACACCGCUCGGAUGGGGAUACUUUGGCCAGAAACGAGCGGACCGCAUGACUAUGAAGUACGACUACGAGCCUGGUGUCGACAAGAUGAAGUGGCUCGAUCCCCGCGGCAGACAUUUGACUCAUGUCUGUGAUCGUUGGUCAAAGAGCCGCGCGACCGCCAUACAGCUGGCCUUCUUCAAUGGAGAUGGCUACGAGUCAUGGGAAAACAUUUGGGGACUCUACAACCAGCUGACUGACAGAGACGCUGAGCUCCUCCGUCGAAGUGCCACCCUCCUUAGAUGGGCGGGCCAACGGAACCUGAGCCACGACUUUGAUGACUGGGUCCCUCACGCACCUGAGGCGACAGAUGCCUCCCAGGGCAUCUUUGCCUCGCGCUUCGAGAAGGCGAAGGAGGCCUUGUGGUUCCUCGUCAACAAGGGAAAAGAAGACGCUGAGAUCAAAGUGCGAAUCCCCGAGCCCUACCUGGCCGAAGGCUUUGAGAUUUUCGACCUCUACCACGGAAACAAGGUGAGCCCUGAGACGGACGGUGAGCAAGGUGUGGUGAAGCUGGCUAUCGAAGCUUCCGGGAUCUCGGCACUUCUCGCAACGGCCCAAGAGCCGGCAGCUACUUCGCCGCCUUCUUCGCUGCGGGCGCUCCUGGAGAGGAUGCGGAGACUCUCGCGCAGGCGCCUCGCAGAGUUUUCUGACCUUUGGCACGUUCUGCCACAGAAGAUGGACCCCAGGCCGUCUUCCAAGAUCUUUGAUUCGAGCCCGCCAGAGAUGGUCUUGCUCCCCCGCAUGGUAUUCAACUUUUCGAGCAGCGGCACGGAGUUCGAGGGCGGCUGCGAUCCGGCCGAGGACGACAACGAGAUCUGCUGCAAGGGCAGGUGUGUGGAGCCUGGAGCUCCAAGCUGCCAGUGCGGCGUCGUGCAGUUGGAGUACUUUGGAGUGGACGUGCAAUUCCCAUGGGAAGACCGACCAGAACGUAAUCACAGAAAGUCUCUUGAUCUCGGCCCUUUUCUCAUGGAUCGCGAUUUGGUCACGAACGCUGACUAUCUCCGGUAUUUGAAUGCCAGCGGAUAUAGUCCUGCUGACAACUUCAAUUUCUUGAAGCACUGGCAGACUGGCGGGCCGAAACCAGGCGAUGAGCAGAAACCGGUUGUGAACAUUGGAUUCGAAGAAGCGGAGAGGUACUGUCGCUUCUACGGAAAGAGGUUGCCUCACAGUUAUGAGUGGCAACUCGCCGCGCAGGGACUAGAUGGAAGAAAAUAUCCUUGGGGUGAUCACUGGGAUCCUUCUGCCGUCCCCCCUCCCGGUCACGAUCCCGAAAGCAUUCGGAAGCACGAGAAGGGCACGUCCGUCUUCGGUGUGCACGACUUGAUUGGAAACGUGUGGCAAUACACGGACUCCUUCCGAGAUGAGCACUCCAGGGCCGUCCUGCUGCGGGGGUCCAGCCGUUACAACCCGCAAGUCUCGGAAGCCUUCCCCUCCCUGAAUCAGUCUGUGAACUGGUAUUUCCCUCCUGCUCGCGAGUUGAACAAGCACUCGAAGUAUUUCCUCAUGAGUGAGAGCUACGAGCGUGCUGGGACACUUGGCUUCCGCUGUGCGGGAGACGUGGCCAACGGUGCACCCGCUCCAUAUCAUUACCGAAACGGUGACCAGAAGAACCACAAGGAAGUUCAGUUCGUUUGUCUGGUGCAGCCCCUGGUCGCAGCCUCAACAAGACACAGGGGAGGAAUGAGAAUGAGCCUCAAAAGCACCGCAAAGGCAAAGGGAGGAUCGACAGAAGCGUCUGCAAGGAAAGCUUGGGUUCCUGCAGCUCCGAAGGUCGUCGAUCGUGGGCCUGAGCCAAAGCAAGCCAGCCUCGCAGAAGGCCGUGCCCGCUGGCAGCGCAUCAGCAAGCGGCUGCAAGGGGAGAAGGAGAAGCUGCAAAGCGCGCCGAGCGCGGAGAGCGCGAGGGACGAGCCUUCCAAGGCCAAGGCCUCGAAGGCCAAGGCCUCGGCCAAACCCUCGGCUGGCACUGCGAGGUGCGGCAACUUGUCGGGUUCCGAAGGGCGGAAGGUCACACGUUCAGCUAGCAACAUCACCGCCCAAGAUCGAAGCUCGUCCGAAGCGCCACAGGCGCCGAUCGGAGCCUACGUUGGUCCGGAGCAUGCUGUGUCGGUGAGUUUGGAAGCGGCUGCCCCAGACUUGUUGGAGGUGGAGUUCUCGAAGGUGCUCUUCUCGGUCCAGGGCACCUCGUACUUGCCGCCCGCCAUAGACUUUCCACCGGGCGACACAGCCCGUCGGAAGUUCUUCGCUGUGGCCGAACGGGUGGUUCCUCUGCCAGACGGUGCAAGCGAGGUGAAAGGAGCUUUGCUCUCCAGGCCCGCAGUGGAAGAGCUCUUGUUGAGGCCUUAUGCCGCUUAUGCCUGUAACUUACAACGGCUGGUGGACAUGCGGGAUCCAGUGCCAAGGCGGAUGGCUUCGCUUUCGCCGCUUCCAUGCUCUUGCAGCCCAAGUCUUGAUGUGCUUGACUUGGACCUGGAAGUGGUCCAACUGAAUCGUCAUGGACUGCGAGCAGGCAGCGCGCCUGCUCGCGCGACGGUCUUUUCCGCGGCCGGCAGCCUUCAGUUUGGGGAAUGCGAAUCGCCGCCUGGGCUGCAAUGGAACAGCUGCAGACGAAGCUGUGACACCUUUCGAUUCAAAGCCACAGAGGCAGCCGAGGCAGGAGAAGCACGCUGGUCCUAUGUAGCAUUUGCCAAGUCUUUUCCCUUCACGAACAACUUGCUUAUUGCUACGAUGAAGACUUCAGCUGCCGAUUUGGUGGCCCAAUGUGUGAUCGAGCAGAAGCCUUUGAAUGAAGUUGAUUGGAAACGCAAUAUGGUCUUCUGCUUGUUCGGCGCUGUCUAUUUAGGAGCCUUUCAGUAUUGGUAUCAGGUCAAUGUUUUCAAGCGGAUGUUCACCGGAGUCGAGAAAUUCACCGAACAGCCUUGGGCGGCAAAGAUCCGUGACGGCCCGGGGCUUCUGGCGCUCGGUGCGCAGACCGCUCUGGACCUGGGGAUGCUGACCUUCGUGUACUUGCCGACCUUCUACGUCUUCAAAGCUGGAGUCUUCAGCACCGCUUGGGAUGCCAGCGAGUGGCUGAAGGGCGGCCUCGGCAGCUACACCCGAAACUGGAACAAGGAUGUCUUCGACGUCUUCCGAGUUUGGGGCCCCGCAGAUCUCGUUUGCUUCUCCGUGCCUCUGUGGCUGCGGCUCCCGGUGCGGCAUGUCGUCUCCUUUGUUUGGACGGCAUACCUCUCCUUCGCCCGCGGUGCAAACAAGUGA
Messenger RNA from Symbiodinium sp. CCMP2456, 3963 nucleotides. The record is from the annotation of a GenBank genome assembly. NCBI's taxonomy places the organism in Eukaryota, Dinophyceae, Suessiales, Symbiodiniaceae.